This is a messenger RNA of Homarus americanus (American lobster), 555 nucleotides long. RefSeq lists its product as uncharacterized. The transcript has a single exon. Bases 1 to 555 code for a protein of 184 amino acids. NCBI's taxonomy places the organism in Eukaryota, Metazoa, Arthropoda, Malacostraca, Decapoda, Nephropidae. The record is from RefSeq and is a predicted model, not a curated record.
AUGGGAGUGCCAAGCCUCGUCGAGAGCGUAACUCAUAUGAAGAUGGGACUGCUUCACCGCCUAAGGACCUCCAGCGACCCGGCCGUCAGACACAUUGCAGUCGAAGGACUCUGGGGGAGGGAGGUGACAGCAAUGGCGCGGCACUUCGGGGUAGAGCACAUCAACGUCGACACCACACGCCAAAUGAAAAAGGAAAUUGGGGAGAAGAGGGACGAAUGGAGCCAAUCCUGGCAAGGCAAAGGGGCUGAUAACUUCUUUGGAAAGCAGGCCUGCAAUGGAAUCCUUAAAAACGAUCUCGGACAAGGAAGGAACCCGAUUGACCUGUUACGACUCCGGUCUCAAUACAUCUCGUGCCGAGUCUCGAGAGCCAUUAGCAGCGUGCCGAACGAGGAGCUCACCACGUUAACGUGUCGGCGCUGUGGAGAAGGGCAGGAAGACCUGAUGCACCUGUUGCAGUCAUGUCGGGCUGCUCAGAACCACAGAGUUUCAAGACACGAUGAGGUCCUCAAGAAGCUCGGCCAAUGGCUCGAAUACCAACUAGUCACACAUUCGUGA